CGAAUACGAAUACGGAAUACCCUCACAGUUCACGGGUAGCUUUCGGACUCUCUUUUGGUGCUCUUGACUCUUCGUCGUCUUCCUCCUGCUCUGUUUCCCUCUCUCACACAGCGCUCCUUCACUGUUCACACACUGUGCCAUCUCACCGUAGGAAAUCUUUCUCUCUCGCGAGCUGCGACAUUCCCCGUCAUAGAAUGGCCUUGCAAAAUGAAACUAGACAAGCUACUCCAACUGCCCAGGUUGUUGGGAAUGCUUUUGUUGAGCAGUAUUAUCAUAUUCUUCACCACUCUCCAGGGUUGGUUUACAAAUUUUAUCAGGAUUCAAGUGUGGUAAGCCGGCCGGAUCCCCAUGGUGCAAUGACAUCAGUGACAACUAUGCAAGGUAUCAAUGAGAAAAUUCUUUCCUUGAAUUACACGGACUUCAAGGCAGAGAUAAAAACAGCUGAUGCUCAGAAGUCUUAUAUGGAAGGUGUGACUGUGCUUGUAACUGGAUGCUUAACUGGCAAGGAUAACUUGAGACGGAAAUUUGCGCAGUCCUUUUUUCUUGCCCCACAAGACAAUGGUUUCUUUGUCCUGAAUGAUGUCUUUAGAUAUGUAGAAGAUAGUGAACCUUUGGAGAGUCAACCAGUUAAUCACACUGAUAAUUUUCAUGCAUUGCGCCCAAUCUCAGGUCCGGACCCUGUCUCUGUUCCUGAUCCUCCUGCACCAGACCCAGCAACUUCUAUUGUGUUUGAAGAUAUACAUAUUGCUGAGAAAUCCUAUGACCCAUCUGAGCAUGAGAUACAAGUAGCUACUGAAGAUGAGGCUGUCGUGGACUCCCAACCUGAUUCAAAUGGGAGUGACGUUGUUGUGGUUGUUGAAUCUGCUUCAGCUCAAGAGGAUGCUCCGAAGAAAUCUUAUGCUUCAAUUGUGAAAGUAGCCAAAGGGGGUUUGGGCACAACAAAAAUUUAUGUUCCUACUAAUACUGCUAAAGUGGCUCCUAAGAAAGCAGAAAACCAGUCAGUGGUGCCCGUAGUACCUGCUCCAGAAGUUGAACCUUCCGCCCCGAUUGAGUCUGAUAAUCCUGAAAGUAGCAAUGCUCACGAGGACGUUGAGGAUCACUCCAUAUAUGUAAGAAAUUUGCCCUUAAAUAUGACGGUUGCUCAAAUGGAGGUAGAGUUUAAGAAAUUUGGUCCAAUCAAGGAUGGAGGUGUCCAAGUCAGAAAUAAUAAGACGGAGGGAUACUGUUUCGGAUUUGUUGAAUUUCAUUCUUUAAGUUCCAUGAGUAAUGCAAUCCAGGCUUCCCCUAUCAACAUCGGCGGUCGUCAAGCUUUUGUGGAGAGAAAGAAAGCACGCACUCGAGGUGGUGGUGGUAGUGGAAGAGGUAGGUUCCCUUCAGGAAGGGGUGGGUUUCGAAAUGACAGCUUCAGGGCACGUGGAAUCUAUGGUUCUACCCGCGGUUUUGGCUGGAGUGAGGUUGGAAACCGCAACGAAUUUUCUGGCCGAGGCAGGGGCUUAGGUGGUCGCGGUGAAGGUUAUCAGGGGAGAGGAAGAAGUGGUCGAUCGAGUGCACCGAAGCUGAAUACUACUACUACAUGAAACAUGGCAUUUAGAUUGCCCAGCGGCAUUUUUUUUUGUCAAUGCUUAGAACUUGACAUUAUUAAUUGCUUCGUCAAAUUCAUAGGAAGUAAACUUUCGGAUUCUGUCCAGGAACAAUAUUUGAUGGGGGUAUUUUUUUACAAAGAAAAAAAAAUCUUUAAUAGAAUUUUUGGUAGGCUGGAUUUUUCACUUGGGUACAUUCAAGUUUGCUGAUUUUUCUGGUCUCUCCAACUUAUUAGGAAUCAUUCGGUGUUAUUGCACAGUGUGUCAUUGAAAGUAGUAAUAGGAUGGAUGAUAUAUUUAAUUAGGCCAGCCCUUUAGCAUGCAAAUGGGAUCUUAAUUGAUUGUUUAGGUGAUCUUCGACCUCCUAA
This is a messenger RNA of Tripterygium wilfordii, 1948 nucleotides long. RefSeq names its product nuclear transport factor 2-like. Gene Ontology annotation, cellular component: cytosol; ribonucleoprotein complex. Gene Ontology annotation, molecular function: mRNA binding. Bases 195 to 1577 code for a protein of 460 amino acids. Lineage: Eukaryota; Viridiplantae; Streptophyta; Magnoliopsida; Celastrales; Celastraceae. The record is from RefSeq and is a predicted model, not a curated record. The transcript has 9 exons.